AUGAAGGGCUUUGCUGUGCGAGGAAGAGCGCCAUCUGGUGGGGGAUUUGGACAGCCGGCAGUUGACACAAACGCUACUGCUGCUGCCCCCGUGCUAGGUUUCGGAUCCUUUGGACAGAGUAACACCGAGUCCGUAGCAGGAGUAACAAACCCUUUCGGCCAAACCGCGAACCAGUCCGGAGGCUCAGCUCCGGCAGCAGGGAUGGGCGGUUUCGGGAGUGGUCCCUCCACAGGAGGAUUUGCCGUCGGAGCGCAAUCAACAAGCAGUGCCACACAGCCGGCACCUGUACUUGGGCAAACCGUCCUCGGUUUUGGAGCGACUCCGGGUAAGGGCGAAGGUGGCAACUCUGUUGUGCCAACAGGGGUCGGCGCUGCAGCGGCGCCUAGCACGUCCGCUGCUCCCACCUCAGGGUUCAGUGGCUUCGGCAGUGGUGCAAAGACAACCCUUAAUCCUUUUGGUGCCGGAUUCGGCCAAACUUCAACUACAGGGACUACCGCAACUGCACCUAGCACAGGUGGGUUUGGCGCCGCAACCAGUGCGGUUGGACAAACACCGGCAAGUGGGGCGACCCCGGCAAACACCACCUUUGACGGGAGUGCAUCCAAUCCUGGAAACACCGGAACAAAUCCAACAGCGGGCACCGCUACUGCGGUUCCAGCGGCAACGACCAUGGUUACAAACCCCCCCUCAGGUGACACAGUCAAAGCCGGUGCACCAGCUGCAUUUGGCGGUUUCGGUGCUACACCACCAGCUUCUGGAAGCAACCCGAGUGCAGCGCCUACGCCUUUCGCUGGGUUUGGGGCCGGCGCUACCGCACCAACUAACCCUGCCUCAACUAAUGCUACUGCUGGUGCGGCCACCACUGGAGGCGGUCCCUUUAGCUCCAUCACAAAACCAUCUGAAACGGGUGGCAACGCCCCGCCAGCAACGGCCGGCGCGGGAGGAGCAGGGUUGGGUCCCUCCCUAGGCGCUGGUGUCACUGGAGGAAAUCAAAGCGCUGGAGCUACUGGAACAGUAGGAGCGGGCGACCCCACUGCAAUUUCAGGUAAGCAAGCUUCGUUAGAGCUCAGGGGGAAGAUGCUUUCAACCAUACUGGCGCAGUUUGAUAAAGCUUUCUCUAAAGAUUACCGUGACUUUUCGGAAUUGUCACAGCUCAUGAUGCUCCGUGACCGGCAGAUAAUCGAGCGUGGGAAUGAGAUUCUUUCACACUCGUCCCACCUUGAAGAGGCUAUUGCCAAUGCCGACGUCACACGACAAACACUCAUAGAGCUCAAGAACAAACAGGCUGCAAUCGGAACAAUGUUGCAGCGCUUUGAAGAUGCCGUUCAGCCUAUCUUCGCGCAGGUACGACCAACAUUCAACAGUGUGGACGAGGCACGUGAGGAAACUUACACGGCUGUAAUUAACCUUUUUGAUGAAGUAGAAACUUUAAAACUUCGACUGCAGCAAUGUGUCAGGCAACACAAUGGUUCUGUACGGCACCUUCGCCAGUCGGAUGAUCUGGCCAAGUUUGUCGGCCUCAUCGACUGUCAGUUGAGUGCGAUGGAAGUGUGCGCAGCUCAGGCAUCCGAGUUGGAGCGAGAGGUUGAUUUGUUGCUAGGGAAGUCAACGAUCGCUUAG
Trypanosoma brucei brucei TREU927 is the source of this 1620-nucleotide messenger RNA. RefSeq lists its product as hypothetical. Bases 1 to 1620 code for a protein of 539 amino acids. Gene Ontology annotation, molecular function: phospholipid binding; structural constituent of nuclear pore. The record is from RefSeq and is a predicted model, not a curated record. Gene Ontology annotation, cellular component: nuclear pore central transport channel; nuclear pore. Lineage: Eukaryota; Euglenozoa; Kinetoplastea; Trypanosomatida; Trypanosomatidae. The transcript has a single exon. Gene Ontology annotation, biological process: RNA export from nucleus; protein import into nucleus.